Molecule: messenger RNA, 596 nt
Organism: Tribolium castaneum (red flour beetle)
Lineage: Eukaryota; Metazoa; Arthropoda; Insecta; Coleoptera; Tenebrionidae
Gene: endos
Product: endosulfine
Exons: 2
Coding region: 114-464 (116 amino acids)
Cellular component (GO): cytoplasm
Molecular function (GO): protein phosphatase inhibitor activity
Source: RefSeq, a predicted model, not a curated record
GUAGAAUUUGAAUCUCGUUUUUAUCACGUUGGUAGUCAUUAGCAACUGUCAGACUGUCACCGCUUAUUGUUGUCCAACUGUCAUUUCGAUUUCUCUUGUUACAAUUUUGAGAAAUGAGCGAUCAAGAUCAAGAGUCAGAGACUCCCCCCGAGAUGAGCCCCCACGAUGUGGAGAAAAUGGAAGAGGCGAAGCUCAAAGCCAAGUACGGGGGGUCGUCAGGCGCCCCCAACCGACUCAUGGGGGGCCAUUCGGCCUUCCUGCAGAAGCGCCUGGCCAAAGGGCAGAAGUUUUUCGAUUCGGGCGAUUACCAAAUGGCCAAGCAGAAGCUAGGCGGUGUCAAUAAGGUCAAGACUGUCCCUGUGCCAGGAUUCACCACUGGCGAGGCAAUCCCUACACCUGAGACCGUACCCGCGAGAAAAACGUCCAUCAUACAGCCGUCAAAAUUCACAUCGAAUGUCAGCUAGUUUUUUUAAGUAGCGUUUAAGUGUAGUUGUUGGUUCCUUACUAAUUUAUUUUGUUUAUUCCACCACUUUUUACUAAAUGGAUACAGAUAUUGGCAUUUUUCAAGUACUCAAUAAAAUUUUCUUUCCAAUGUU